Messenger RNA from Physella acuta, 6720 nucleotides. RefSeq lists its product as uncharacterized. The record is from RefSeq and is a predicted model, not a curated record. Gene Ontology annotation, molecular function: FMN binding; iron-sulfur cluster binding; oxidoreductase activity, acting on the CH-NH2 group of donors, NAD or NADP as acceptor. Lineage: Eukaryota; Metazoa; Mollusca; Gastropoda; Physidae.
GUCAAUCGCUAGUGAGAGGUAACGUCUACUUGCCGCUUGUCAACACGUUUGCGGCUAACAGUGGAUGUUUUAACUCUUGGUUCUCAAUUUUGUUUUGAUUAAUUCAGCCAUUCUUCUGUAAAACAAAUACAUAUAGAUUCUAUUUAUUUUAAAUUUAUUCUGCACGUUAACCCUAGCAGUGUUGGAAAAAUAUACUGACUUUUAGACCACCCUGGAAGAUGCCUGUGGUAAACCCACACGAGUUCAGCUGCCCCGGGCUCCCCCCGCCACAGGGCAUGUACGACCCCUCCCUGGAGUCUGACGCCUGUGGGGUGGGGUUUGUGGUCAACAUAGAUGGACUUAAAUCACACAGGGUCCUACAGGACUCUCGCAUAAUGCUGGAGAGGAUGGAGCAUCGUGGGGCGUGUAGCUGUGACAACGAUUCAGGUGAUGGUGCUGGAGUACUCACCAGCAUUCCACAUGAACUUCUGCUUAAAGAACUCAGGAGCCAGGACCCACCUGUAGAGCUGCCUGACCUGGGCAGGUACGCCACAGGUCUCAUGUUCAUGGACUUUGACACAGCCCCACAAGCUCAGGCGCUCUUUGAAAAAUUUGCUCAAGAUUUUGGUCUACAGGUCCUUACCUGGCGUACAGUACCUGUAAACAGAGAUAUAAUAGGCAAAGUGGCCAGGUCAUCUGAGCCUGCUAUACUUCAGGUAUUUGUGGCCUCAGCUAAUGGACACCCCAAUGAUGAGAUGGAGUUUGCUAGACAGGUGUACAUGUUGCGGAAGUACGCAUCCCACCACAUCCCAGAACAGAGACUUCGCUUCUACAUCUGCAGUAUGAACUCCUCCACCAUUGUGUACAAGGGUCAGCUAAAUACUGAACAGUUGUGGAAAUUUUACAAAGAUCUCCAGAACCCUGAGUUUGUGACACAUCUGGCACUGGUCCACAGCAGGUUCUCCACCAACACCUUCCCCAGCUGGGAGCGUGCACAUCCACAAAGGAUGUUGGCCCAUAAUGGAGAGAUCAACACACUGAGGGGCAACUGUAACCUGAUGAAGGCUAGGGAGGGGGUGAUGAGCAGUAAAGAUUUUGGUGACCAAAUCAAGAAGGUCUACCCGGUCAUUGAGGAGGGCAUGUCAGACUCUGGGUCUGUGGACAACGUACUGGAGUUUCUGUGUAUGGCAGGAAACAGGUCUUUACCUGAGGCUGUGAUGACCAUGGUGCCAGAAGCCUGGCAGAAUGAUGUCACUAUGACCAAGGAGAAGAAGCUCUACUACAGGUGGAGUGCUUUCUCUAUGGAGCCUUGGGAUGGCCCAGCUCUGCUUGCUUUCACUGAUGGUCGCUACAUUGGAUCCAUCCUGGACAGGAAUGGACUGCGCCCAUCUCGGUUCUAUGUGACCAAUGAUAAUUUCAUGUACAUGUCCAGCGAAGUUGGUGUCACUGACCGCAAGCCUGAGGAGGUCAUUCAAAAGGGUCGGUUAAAACCUGGGCGUAUGCUGCUGGUAGACACCAAGAAAAAACUUUUCAUCAAGGACGAGGACUUGAAAAGUGAACUGGCCUUGCUGCGUCCAGUUGGUGACUGGCUAAAGCACGUUUUGACCAUGACAGAGCUGCGACACGUGUACAAAGAGCAGCAGGACCACUUCCAGAUCUCCGAGAUAGCCCUGCGUCAGGCGCCAGUAGGCUCAUGUAUUGAGGAGGACCCUAGGCUCUCCCUGUACUCCUACACCAUGGAUGAGAUGAACAGGCUUGUCCUGCCCAUGAUCAGAGACAAAAAAGAGUCCCUAGGCUCCAUGGGAAAUGAUGCCCCACUUGCCUGCCUUUCCCAGUUCAACCCACUUCUGUUCACCUACUUCAAGCAGCUGUUUGCCCAGGUUACCAACCCACCCAUUGACCCCUUCAGAGAGAAGAUUGUCAUGUCCCUUGCAUGUCCAGUUGGCCCAGAGCACAACAUCCUUGAGCCAGGCCCAGAACAGUGCCAGAGACUUUGGCUGGAGCAGCCCAUCCUCUCCCUGCCAGACAUGGAGAUGCUCAGAUACAUUGACUACAAGCAGUGGAAUUCUAAGGAGGUGAACAUUGUGUACCCAGUGAAGGACGGUGCCCUAGGCCUCAAGCCUGCCCUGACCAGGAUCUGUGAGGAGAGUGCGGCCGCGGCUAGGGACGGCUUCAAACUGAUCAUCCUGACUGACAGGAAAGCUGGUCCGGAAUACGUCCCAGUCAGUUCUCUGCUGGCUGUGGGGGCUGUACACCAUUACCUGAUUGAAAAGAAACUCAGGAUGAAGAUUGGUCUGAUUGUGGAGACAGGUGAAGCCAGAGAGAUUCAUCAUUUCUGCACACUGUUAGGCUAUGGAGCUGAUGCCAUUUGUCCCUACCUGACCUUUGAACUUUUGCGGAGAGUUCGCCAACAAGGACUUAUAGAUGAGCAGUUUAAUGACAGGAUCAUCUACCUCAACUUCCGUGUGGCGUGUGCUCGUGGUAUUUCUAAAGUCAUGGCCAAGAUGGGAAUAUCUACACUACACAGCUACAAGGGUGCCCAAAUCUUUGAGGCAGUGGGGCUGGACCAGGAGGUGAUAGACAUGUGUUUCAUUGGCACCCCCUCACGUGUUGGAGGCGUCAACUUUGAGAUUCUAGGUCGUGAGGCCAUCAACCGUCAUGACCUGGCCUACACGCUACACGACUGCGACAAUGUGUUGGUGAUGAACAAGGGAAACUACCACUGGCGAUCUGGUGGAGAGAAACACAUGAACGACCCCACAACCAUCGCCAAUUUGCAGGAUGCAUCAAAGAGCAACAACAAAGACGCCUACGACAAGUUUGUUGAGUCAGCCUGGGAAAGUGCCAAAAAAUGCACCCUCAGAGGUCAGCUUGACUUUGUGGGGGCCAACAAACCCCUGGACAUCACGGAGGUGGAAGAGGCCAAGAACAUCGUCAAGAGGUUUUGUACCGGCGCCAUGAGCUUUGGCAGCAUCUCCAUAGAGGCCCACACCACCCUGGCCGUGGCCAUGAACAGGAUUGGGGCCAAGUCCAACACAGGGGAGGGAGGGGAGAACCCCGAGAGGUACCUGAACGAGGACCCUGAGUACAACGCAAGGUCUAAGAUUAAGCAGGUAGCUUCAGGCAGGUUUGGUGUGACCAGCUCCUACCUGACACAUGCGGAUGAGCUGCAGAUCAAGAUGGCUCAGGGGGCCAAGCCGGGUGAGGGUGGAGAACUUCCUGGUUACAAGGUGACCAAAGAGAUAGCCAAGACUCGCCACUCUAUCCCAGGUGUUGGUCUCAUCAGCCCCCCUCCCCACCAUGACAUCUACUCUAUUGAGGACUUGUCACAGUUGAUCUAUGACCUCAAGUCUGCUAAUCCGUCUGCUCGAAUCAGUGUCAAGUUGGUAUCAGAAGUUGGAGUGGGUAUUGUUGCUUCUGGUGUUGCUAAGUGUAAAGCUGAGCACAUUGUCAUUUCUGGCCAUGAUGGAGGCACAGGUGCCAGCAGCUGGACUGGUAUCAAGAAUGCUGGGUUGCCAUGGGAACUAGGGAUAUCAGAAACUCACCAGGUCUUGACACUCAACAACCUGAGGUCAAGGGUCGUCCUUCAAGCUGAUGGGCAGAUUAGAACAGGUCGUGAUGUUGUCAUCGCUGCUCUGCUGGGUGCAGAUGAGUUUGGUUUCAGCACAGCACCUUUAAUAGUUCUAGGCUGCACCAUGAUGCGCAAAUGUCACCUCAACACUUGCCCAGUGGGCGUCGCCACACAGGAUCCUGAGUUGAGAGCCAAAUUUGCUGGGAAACCAGAAUAUGUCAUCAACUAUUUAUUUUUCCUGGCAGAGGAGGUGCGAAGCUUGAUGGCUGAGAUGGGCUUCAGAACUUUCCAGGAAAUGGUUGGACGAGUGGACAAGCUGAAGUUUAACCCUGACCCUGCCAACCCCAAGGCUGCGCUGCUGAACUUUAAAAAUAUUUUAACCAACGCGCUAGAGCUUCGACCCGGCACUAACAUAAAGGGUGGGACGGUGGGCCAAGAAUUUGAGUUGUCAAAACGUGUGGACUACAAAAUCAUUGAAAUGGCCAGAGAUGUUUUGGAUGGCAAGAGCAAACACAUCAAGAUUGACUUGCCAACUUGCAAUGAGGACAGAACUUUUGGUGCAACUCUUAGCCAUGAGAUUUCAAAACGCACAGUAGAGAAAGGAUUGCCAGAUAAAUCAAUUGAGAUCAACAUGGUUGGCUCUGGUGGCCAGAGUUUCUGUGCUUUUCUGGCCAAAGGGGUUUCUGUUUACCUAGAGGGUGAUGCCAAUGACUAUGUUUGUAAGGGUUUAUCUGGAGGUGAGGUGGUCAUUUGUCCACCUAAAACAGUUCCCCCAGGGUUCAAGUCUGAAGACAACAUUGUGGUGGGCAACGUCUGCCUGUAUGGGGCCACUAGAGGGAAGGCCUUCUUCAGGGGACAAACAGCUGAAAGGUUUUGUGUCAGGAACUCAGGGGCUACUGCAGUGGCUGAGGGCUGCGGUGACCACGGCUGUGAGUACAUGACAGGUGGGAGGGUCAUUGUGCUGGGUCUGACUGGACGCAACUUUGCUGCUGGCAUGUCGGGUGGCAUAGCCUAUUGCUAUGACAAGUUGAAAAUGUUCCACGAGCGUUGUAACAAAGAGUCUGUAGAGUUAUUGCCCCUGAGUGAAAAAGACGACAAGGAGUUUGUGUACAACCUGCUGAAAGAGUUUGUAGAAGCCACGGGGUCAGAGGUCGCCAAACACAUCAUUGACAACUGGGAGACAGAACACCAGGAGUUUGUCAAGGUAUUCCCGUACGAAUACCAGCACGCGCUAGCUGAAGUCGCUAAAGAAGAAGCUGAAAAGAAAGCUGCCAUAGAAAAGGCAGCAGCAGCUGCAGCAGUGAUGAAGAAGGAAGACAACUUUCUGGGUAUCCCAUCAGAAGGUCUCAAGAGGGCCAGUUCACUGUCAAACAUGUAUGAUGAGGAGAUAAUCAAUAAGCUGGAAGAUGAAGACGAGCCGCAACAGAAAAGGAAAUCUGUGGUUGACAUUGAAGAUGCUAUCAGAAACACCACCCAGGAGAACAAAGUCUUAGAUUUGGUCCUGGACAAGACGAGAGGUUUUGUGAAGUACAAACGUGCCACAUACCAGUACAGAGAUGCCGCAGACAGGCAGAAGGACUGGAAGGAGAUUUACAACCACAAACAAGUUAUUGAUGGCCUCAGGGUCCAGGCUGCCAGGUGCAUGGACUGUGGUGUUCCUUUCUGUACAUCAAAUCAUGGGUGUCCACUCAGUAAUCUCAUCCCCAAGUGGAACAACUUGGUCUUUAAGAAUGCCUGGAAAUUGGCCUUGGAUUAUCUUCAUCAAACCAACAACUUCCCAGAAUUCACUGGUCGAGUGUGCCCAGCACCAUGUGAGGGCGCUUGUGUUUUGGGUAUCAACACCCCGCCAGUGACAAUAAAAAAUGUGGAAAACUCAAUAAUUGACCACGGGUUUGAGAUGGGCUGGGUCAAGCCCAUUAUUCCCACUAACCGCACCGGGAGGAAAAUUGCUGUGAUUGGCAGUGGUCCAGCCGGCCUUGCAGCUGCUGCACAACUUAACAAAGCUGGCCACUGGGUUACUGUGUAUGAGCGCAAUGAUCGUGUUGGUGGUCUGCUUCGUUACGGCAUCCCCACCAUGAAACUGGACAAAAGGGUGGUAGACAGGCGUGUGGACAUCCUUGUGAAAGAGGGGAUCACAUUUAAAACCAACGUGGAGGUGGGUGUAACCGUGACAGCGAGGUCACUGCUGGAGGAGUUUGAUGCUGUCUUGUGUGCUCAGGGCGCUACCUGGCCUAGGGACCUGCCCAUUCCAGGUCGUCAGCUGAAUGGCGUCCACUACGCCAUGAACUUCCUGGAAUCCUGGCAGAAGAACCAGCAGGGCAACAAUUCAAGCCCUUACAUUUCAGCCAAAGACAAGAAUGUUGUUGUCAUUGGAGGUGGGGACACUGGCUGCGACUGUAUUGCCACAUCUCUCAGACAUGGUGCCAGCUCCAUCACCACAUUUGAAAUUUUACCUGAACCACCAGCCACUAGAGCAGACAGUAACCCUUGGCCAACAUGGCCGAGAAUAUUCCGGGUCGACUACGGCCACGAAGAGGUCAAGCUGAAAUGGGGAAAUGACCCGCGUGUCUUCAAUGUUAAAAGCUUGGAGUUUGAAGGAGAUGAGAAUGGCAAUGUUACAGGGGUAAAAACUUCUCUUGUGGAAUGGUACAAAGAUGAUGCUGGACGAUGGAAUAUGAGAGAUGUUCCAGAUUCAGAGAAAACUUACAAGUGCGACCUGGUCCUGCUUGCUAUGGGAUUCCUGGGACCAGAGCGCAAGGUUGUAGAUGAAUUAUCAGUUCAUUUAGACCCCAGGGGUAACCUAGAAACCCCCAAUGGGAAAUAUCAUACAAGCAUUCCUAGGCUGUAUGCUGCUGGAGACUGUAGGAGAGGACAAUCUUUGGUUGUCUGGGCCAUAGCAGAAGGCAGGCAGGCGGCCAGACAAAUCGAUAAAGAUUUAAUGGGACUAACCAGCCUAGCUGGGCCUGGAGGAAUCGUUAAUAAAAAUUAAAUUGUGAUUCAAUGAUUCAUCACAAGCACCCAGAGAAUGUCAAGACUACUGGUGUAACCAGUGAAACAAUUAACAAGCAACCAGGAAAUGGCAAGACUUCUGGUUUUAACCAGCAAAACAAAAACAACUAACAAGUAACCAGGGAAUCAAAAUAUAUGAUUAACACGAAGUAUUAUUAUUU